AUGGCACAAUCUCAAGGUUACAAACGUUUUCGUUCAUCGAUUAAUACUGUUUAUUAUGGUACGAGUACUCCACAAACAUCAAACAAUAAAAUAUUUCCUCGUGCUUCAACUCCAAAUCCUCGUUCAAUAGAUCCAAUUGAACAACAAACAAUUCCUGUUGUAUCUUCUCCACGUUCAAAAAUGACUGUUCAUCAUAAAAUUCAUAAAAAACGCCGACAACAUCGUCCAAAUAAUCAACAAUAUCAAAUUCAUAUUGAUCAUAUUGUUUUAAUUCAGCAACAAAAAAAACCUUGUUCACAUUGUCAUUGUAAAAAAACAAAAGCUCAACGAAUCAUUGGCAUUCUUUAG
Rotaria sordida is the source of this 348-nucleotide messenger RNA. Lineage: Eukaryota; Metazoa; Rotifera; Eurotatoria; Philodinida; Philodinidae. The record is from the annotation of a GenBank genome assembly.